UGUACUAUCGUGGUUAAAAUAUCUCGUGUAACUUUUGCGUAUUUAAAGUUUAAUACAUUUCUUGUGCGUAUAUAGGCACGAUCAAAUUUUUAUCAACUUCUUACCAACUAGAUUAGUAUAAAAAGAUUAAAUCGUUGGAAAAUUGUUUUGUUUUCUUUCAAAGGCAUGCGAACAUGCUGCCAUUCAUCGUGGGUGGAGGAUGGUGGAAGCACGUUUCAUGCUGUUCCUCCCUCCCCCCUGCCGGCUCCAUUUAGAAACGCCUUGGGAAGGUUGUACUUGGGACACCGUGAAGGUAAAGGGGGUUUAUUUUAAAACAGACGUGAGGGACGUUAUUUGUGGGUCUUGUGUCUUGUUAUCAGAGAAGGUUUUGCUGUUUGAAGUGUUGGUGAAAAAGUUUGACAGUCGGUGUCACAAUUUGCGCGUGAAAGUGCAGAAGUUUUUGGAUUAUACAAGUUCUUCAGCAGAAGAAAUGUUCAACGACGCGCGAACGAGGCCGACAAAAUGGGAGUCAGACCUGCGGUACAAGGGAUCCAGUGGAGGAUUCGAGGAGUACUUCAAGUCU
This is a messenger RNA of Zootermopsis nevadensis, 562 nucleotides long. The record is from RefSeq and is a predicted model, not a curated record. Lineage: Eukaryota; Metazoa; Arthropoda; Insecta; Blattodea; Termopsidae.